Molecule: messenger RNA, 1287 nt
Organism: Pyrus x bretschneideri (Chinese white pear)
Lineage: Eukaryota; Viridiplantae; Streptophyta; Magnoliopsida; Rosales; Rosaceae
Product: glutathione S-transferase-like
Exons: 3
Coding region: 477-1133 (218 amino acids)
Cellular component (GO): cytoplasm
Molecular function (GO): glutathione binding; glutathione transferase activity
Source: RefSeq, a predicted model, not a curated record
GCCGAGACCAGUUAUAUUAACCCGAUUCAUCUAUUCUCAUUUCCUUACCUUCUUUAAGCUCAAAACAAAUUUGGGCCUUUAAACCUUUACGCUGCCAAAAUAAUAUUUUAAAAAAAAUUAAAAAAACAGUGAGCUUUGUGUUUAUAAGUUGAGAAAUGCUAUGAAAACUCUCUAAAAAGUGGGACUCUCCGUGGACUCUUUGUCAUGUUAUAUUUUCGGCACAAUGAUUUAUAAUGUUGACACGAUAAUUUACGUUAAACUGUGAGAUGACAGAGAGUACAUGAAGAGUGUAAAAUUUCUCUUGUAAGCUUUAGUGGCAUCUUUUACGGUUAAGUUAGGUGGUGGGCCCAACGAACCCACCAUUUUCAAGUAAGGGAUAAAGUGUCAGAGCACUUCGUCGACCUUUUGUAUGGUGUAAAACAGUACAAGAAGACAAUUGGAAACCCAUCCAAUCUCAAAAUCUGAGUCCAAAUCGAAUGGCGACUCCGGUGAAGGUGUACGGACCACCGUUAUCAACGGCGGUGUCAAGAGUGUUGGCCUGUCUCCAUGAGAAAGGGGUAGACUAUCAGCUCAUUUCCGUCAACAUGGCCAAAGGCGAGCACAAGAAGCCCGACUACCUCAAGAUUCAGCCAUUCGGACAAGUACCAGCUUUUGAAGACGAAGACAUCUCCCUCUUCGAAUCCAGAGCCAUAUGCCGGUACAUAUGUAACAAGUAUGUAGAUAAGGGAAACAAGGGUUUGUACGGUAUGAAUCCAUUGGCAAAAGCCUCAAUAGAUCAGUGGCUGGAGGCCGAAGGGCAGAGCUUCAGCCCUCCGAGCUCAACGCUGGUGUUUCAGCUUGCGUUCGCGCCGAGAAUGAAGCUGAAGCAAGACGAGGGAGCGAUAAGGCAGAAUGAAGAGAAGUUUGCCAAGGUGCUGGAUGUGUACGAAAAGAGGCUGGGGGAGAGCCGGUUCUUGGCGGGGGAUGAAUUCUCGCUGGCUGAUCUGUCGCACUUGCCCAACACGCAGUACCUGGUGAAUGCCACGGACAGGGGAGAGCUGAUUACUUCGAGAGAGAAUGUGGGAAGGUGGUGGUCUGAGAUAUCGAGCCGGGAAUCGUGGCAGAAGGUGGUUGAGAUGCAAAAGCCUACUUAAAGUUGAUCAGUCCUGCAGUUAGCUCACUUGAUUGCAGACUUGAAUAAAUUAGUUGUUGAUGUUCUUCAACCAGAAACCUUGUUGUUAGGGUUUGUUGAGUUUGGAGACUGUUUUGGUAAAGAGUUUGCUAAAUAUGUGAUGAUUUCUUGGUUCA